AGUUCAAUGCCAUUAAUGGUUGUCCUUUUUCACCUGCUCGCCCAAAUUGCUUUGUUUCCAAUAAGCCAAAAUUUUGCAGGAAGGUACAUUUUAGUGAUGUUCUAUUAUAAUCCCUUUCAACUGCAGGAGAAAUAUAGAAAUAUACACCAGAGAUUGCCCGUGGUUGUAGCUGAAACACUUCUGUAUGGUGAUCCUCAGAUUGAGUUGCCUUUUUGGCUCGUAAAUAUGUUCAAGGCUGGACGUAGGGCAAUUUCUUGGGGUAUGACAGGCCAGCAGCCAGAUCCUGCAACACUAGUUCGAUUGUACAUAGAUUAUGGUCGGCUUGCUGAAGCCACAAAUCUACUGCUCGAGUACCUUGAAUCCUUUGCAACAGUGGGUGCUGCCGAUCCAAUCAAACGGAAGAAGACUUCCGCCAUCUGGUUUCCUUACACUGCUAUUGAGCGCCUCUGGUGUCAGCUUCAGGAGUUGUGCAGCGCUGGUCAUAUGACCGGGCAAUGUGAUAAGCUUAAGAGGCUUCUCCAGGGAGCUUUGCUAAAUCAUCUAAAGCAGGUAAAGGUGGACUCUGAGGAUGCUUUGGCAUCUGCAGUUGCGUCAUGAUCUCCCAGCUCAAACAGGAGGGGUGAAACCAGGCUCAUUAUUUAAAGUCCUUAUCGAUGUAUGUAAAAUGAUUUUGUAUUCUUUCAUAUCUUUUAUAUAAUCAAUGUCUGCUUACACCAUGCACCGGAGGUUAAUAGUUCGUGUCUUUCUGUUAAUAGCAAGCUCUUUUGUUGACAGUUAUUAUUAUGUUCUGAUUAUAAAUUUAAUUGGUCCGUUUUACAAUAA
Dendrobium catenatum is the source of this 822-nucleotide messenger RNA. RefSeq names its product nuclear pore complex protein NUP160-like. The transcript has 4 exons. The record is from RefSeq and is a predicted model, not a curated record. Lineage: Eukaryota; Viridiplantae; Streptophyta; Magnoliopsida; Asparagales; Orchidaceae. The coding region runs from base 7 to 597 and encodes 196 amino acids. Gene Ontology annotation, molecular function: structural constituent of nuclear pore. Gene Ontology annotation, cellular component: nuclear pore.